Messenger RNA from Molossus molossus (Pallas's mastiff bat), 1118 nucleotides. RefSeq names its product 60S ribosomal protein L6-like. Gene Ontology annotation, biological process: translation. The record is from RefSeq and is a predicted model, not a curated record. Lineage: Eukaryota; Metazoa; Chordata; Mammalia; Chiroptera; Molossidae. Gene Ontology annotation, molecular function: structural constituent of ribosome. The transcript has a single exon. Bases 227 to 1111 code for a protein of 294 amino acids. Gene Ontology annotation, cellular component: ribosome.
ACCAUUUUGAAAGGUGCUUUGGUCUGGGUACGUAAAGAAUAUAGGUCAAAAUGUAAAGGAGAAAUUCUACAUCAUUUCUAGAUUAUCUAGAUUUCUAGAUUAUUGGAGGGGAUGGCAGUUCAGAAGAAACCAUAAAUUGGAGAACAAAGAGGAGCUACAGAAAAAUAAAAAAGAAUGUGGUCACGGAAGAAAAUAUAGAAGUGGAUGGUUUUUCCCAUCUUGCAAGAUGGCGGGGGAAAAACCUGAGAAGCCAGGUACUAAGGAGAAGAAACCUGAUACUAAGGAGAAGAAACCUGGAGCUCAGAAGGCUGAUGCUGGAGGCAAGGUUAAGAAGGGUAACCUCAAGGCCAAGACGCCUAGGAAGGGGAAGCCCCACUGCAGCCGAAACCCUGUCCUAGUCAGAGGAAUUGGCAGGUAUUCCCGGUCGGCUAUGUAUUCCCAAAAGGCCAUGUACAAGAGGAAGUAUUCCACAGCUAAAUCCAGGAUUGAAAAGAAAAAGAAGGAGAAGGUUCUUGCUACUGUCACAAAACCAGUUGGUGGCGACAAGAAUGGUGGUACCCGAGUGGUUAAACUUUGCAAAAUGCCUAGAUGUGAUCCUACUGAAGAUGUGCCUGGGAAGCUACUGAGCCAUGGCAAGAAACCCUUCAGUCAGCAUGUGAGAAAAUUGCGGACCAGCAUCACCCCUGGGACCAUUCUGAUCGUCCUCACUGGGCGUCACAGAGGCAAGAGGGUGAUUUUCCUGAAGCAGCUGAGCAGUGGCUUGCUACUUGUGACUGGACCUCUGUCCCUUAAUCGAGUUCCUCUGCGUAGAACACAUCAGAAGUUUGUCAUUGCCACCUCCACCAAAAUUGAUAUCAGUGGUGUGAAAAUCCCCAAACAUCUCACUGAUGCUUACUUUAAGAAGAAGCUACGCAAGCCCAGGCACCAGGAGGGUGAGAUCUUCGACACAGAGAAAGAGAAAUACGAGAUUACAGAGCAGCACAAGGUUGACCAGAAAGCCGUGGACUCGCAAAUUCUGCCAAAAAUCAAAGCUGUUUGUCAGCUGCAGGGCUACCUCUGCUCUGUGUUUGCUCUCACAAAUGGGCUUUAUCCUCACAAAAUGGUGUUCUAAAUUCCUU